Molecule: messenger RNA, 1066 nt
Organism: Punica granatum (pomegranate)
Lineage: Eukaryota; Viridiplantae; Streptophyta; Magnoliopsida; Myrtales; Lythraceae
Source: RefSeq, a predicted model, not a curated record
UGCAGCCCUCUGCAGUCUGCUCUGAGUCACUGUUCUCAUCGUUUCUCAUCGACUUCUUUUGAAAUCUCUCCCCCUUUUCCUUCUCCCUCUCCCUCUCCCUCAUCGAUUUCCUCGAACUGGAAACAUGAAGAUAAUGGUGGCGAUUAAACGGGUGGUGGAUUAUGCUGUCAAAAUCCGAGUCAAACCCGACAAGAGCGGCGUGGAGACGCAAAACGUGAAGAUGUCGAUGAACCCGUUCUGCGAGAUAGCGUUGGAGGAGGCCCUGAGGAUCAAGGAGUCGGGUCUGGCGUCGGAGGUUGUGGCCGUGAGCAUGGGUCCGCCGCAGUGCGUGGACACGAUUAGGACGGGGCUUGCUAUGGGGGCGGAUCGGGGAAUCCAUGUCGAGUACCCGGACGCCCUGUACCCGCUCUCUGUUGCGAAGCUAUUGAAGGCCCUCGUGGAGGUCGAGAAGCCCGGGCUUCUCAUUCUCGGCAAGCAGGCAAUUGAUGAUGACUGCAACCAAACGGGUCAAAUGCUUGCUGGGCUGCUCAGGUGGCCGCAGGGGACAUUUGCUUCUAAGGUCAUCAUGGACAAGGAAAAGCAGGCUGCGACGGUGGAUCGAGAAGUCGAUGGUGGCAUUGAGACUUUGUCUUUGGACUUGCCUGCUGUAAUUACCACUGAUCUGAGACUGAACCAACCAAGGUAUGCGACCCUCCCGAACAUCAUGAAGGCGAAAUCGAAGGUCGUAAAGAAGUACACACCCCAAGAUUUGAAUGUAGAGAUCAAGGCAGAUCUCGAGGUGGUCCAAGUGACGGAACCUCCUAAACGGAAAGUAGGGGUCGUGUUAUCCUCAGUCGAUGAGCUGAUCGACAAGCUCAAGAAUGAAGCUCGCGUUAUCUGAUUUUAGUUGACAGUUGUUUGACUGAAAAAUUGCAGAUGAUUCUCUCUUCUUCACAGUUAACAUCAAAAGUUAAGUGCCUUAUGUAUGAACCAAAAUAUUUGUACAUAUCCCUAUUCAAAUUUACCGGUGGGUUGAUGAUCCAGCCGAUCACCUGAUCUUAUCCAUUGUCGAGACAUGUCAUCAUGA